UGAGUGUAAGUGUGAGAGAGAGAGAGAGAGAGAGAGUGGGACAUCAACACAUUAGAACACUGUGGAUUACAUCUAUAGUUCUCACUGUCUGGACUUUUACCUGUCGCUGUGAGAGGAGCUCUGGAAAGACUGUGAGCAGACACUGGACUUCUAUUAGUCAUGGAGGUGGUCUGUAGAUGGAGGGGGUGGACAGAGCUGUUGGUUCUGCUACAUCUGACUGGGUGUGUGGCAGGGCUGUCUGGUCGUUGCAGUCUGUUUGGCCGUCAUCAUAUCCACACGUUUGAUGGAGUUGUCUAUGAGUUCCCUGGAGACUGUAGCUACCUGCUGGCUGGAGACUGUCAGCACAGAGCCUUCACACUACUGGGUGAUUUUGUCCGGGGGCAGAGGAGUGGGGUGACUCUGUUCCUUGGCGAGGUGUUUGAGCUGCACCUCUCUGUGGACGGUCGCCUGUCUCAGAGAGAGAAGAGGCUGUCCCUGCCCUAUGCGUCUCAUGGUGUGUUUGCUGGGUCUGAGCUGGGCUUUUAUAAGCUAUGGAGUGAAGAGUUUGGCUUCACCGUAACCAUCGACAACCAAGCUAACGUUGCCCUGAUGAUGACCAAACACCAUGGUAACCGCACCUGUGGGCUGUGCGGCAACUUUAACACUGUACCUGACGAUGACUACACUGCACAGGAGGGUUUCCUGACAGACGACAGUUAUGACUUUGCCAACUCCUGGGCCCUGAAAGGGGCGGGUCAACCCUGUCGGCGCGUCACUCCUCCCAGUCAAUCCUGUAACACCACCGUAGAUACGUCCACAAUGUUAUCCAGGUGCAGUGUGCUGCGUACCUCUCCUGUCUUCCUGCGCUGUGCCAGUCUGGUCUCUCCAGAAGCCUUUCUGUCUCUCUGUGAGGAAGAGGCGUGUCACUGUGGCCAGGGGGAGGGGCUAGGGGUGGGGCCAGACUGCCACUGCCACGUCCUAUUGGAGUUCGCCAGGACCUGCCAUGCCCAUGGCCAAGUGCUGCACGGCUGGUUGGAGGAGAGCCAAUGCACCCCCAGGUGUCCAAUAGGGAUGCAUUACAGUGAGUGUUCUAGGUCUUGCUCCACCACCUGUCAGAGUCUCAACAUCCAGGAGGUCUGUAAGGAGGAAUGUGUGGACGGCUGCAGCUGCCCAGUGGGUAAGGUGCUGGAUGGUGGUCUCUGUGUGGAGGUGUCUCACUGUUCCUGUAUUCACAUGGGUCAACACUUCCCUCCUGGCUCCAGCAUCUCACAGGACUGCAACACCUGCAUCUGUCGACACGGCUCCUGGGAGUGUACCAACCAAGGCUGUCCUGGGGAGUGCUUAGUGACGGGCCAGUCUCACUUCAAGACGUUUGACAACAAGUUCUUUACCUUCUCUGGCCACUGUCAGUACCUGCUGGCUAGAGACUGCACUGACAACCACUUCUCUGUCAUCAUAGAAACUGUUCAGUGUGCAGAUGAGCAGGAUGCGGUCUGCACGCGCUCAGUAACCCUCAGUCUGCCACCACUGGAGGGGAUGACAGUGAAGCUGAAGCAUGGAGGAGUGGUCUCUGUCAACAACAUGGACAUACAGACACCUCUCAAUCAUGGUAAUUUGCGUGUCCAGAAGACAGUGCAGUCUGGAGCGCGUGUUCUCUUUGGAGACAACCUUCGUCUGGACUGGGAUGGGCGGGGACGUGUGCUGCUGAAGUUGGGGCCUGUAUGGGCUGGACAUACCUGCGGUCUCUGUGGCAACUACAACGGUAACCAAGGUGAUGACUUCCUGUCUGCUGCCGGACUAGUGGAGACGGGGCCACAGGCAUUUGGCCAAUCAUGGAGGAUCAACGGAGACUGUGACUCCACCCAUCAACAGGAUACUGAUCCCUGCUCCCUCAACCCCAAGAGAGUGCGUUUUGCAGAGGAGGCAUGUGGAGUGAUGAUGUCAGAGGUGUUUGGAGCAUGUCACUUCCUUGUGAAUCCCCUCCCCUUCCUGCGGUUCUGUCGUUACGACGUGUGCGUGUGUUCUGACGGAGAGAAAUGUCUGUGUUCCGCUCUGGCCUCCUACGCUGCUGCCUGCUCUUCUAGGGGAGUUCUGCUGACCUGGAGGACACCUGAACGCUGUGCCAUGCAUUGUCCAGUGGGCCAGCUGUACAAGACAUGUGGCAGUGUGUGUGAGCGAUCAUGUCGUUCUCUGUCGGGGGUGGAGCCUGGAUGCGGUGGGGAGGAAGGGUGUGAGGAGGGAUGCUUCUGCCCCCCCGGCCAAUACCUUAGUGAAACGGGGGCGUGUGUGACACCUGACCUCUGCUCCUGCCUGCAUGACGGACAGCUGUACCAACCCAACGACGUCUACGCUGACCACAACAGCAUCUGUUACUGUGAGAACGGAUCUAUGAGCUGCAGCUCUACUGAGAUGAGUGGAGUUAUGCUGUCUGACAUGUUCUUCCAGGACGACCAGCCACCCUCCAGAGAGCGCCGUGCGGCUACCUGUGUUCCCCCUCUCAGGCGCGUUGGGUGUGAGGGAGGGGAGGAGGGUCUGGAGUGUUCUAGAACCUGUCAGAAUCUGGACCUCCCCUGUCUCAGUCUGGCCUGUAUCCCCGGGUGUCUCUGUCCCAACGGCACGGUUCGACAUAGGAGAGAGUGCAUCACUCCAGAGCAGUGUCCGUGUUACCAUAACAACAGAGCCUAUGCAUCUGGACAGAGCAUCAAUAUGGACUGUAACACCUGUAUGUGUGAGAACAGACAUUGGAGCUGUACAGCGCACGUGUGUGAUGGUGUCUGUCGUACAGUGGGAGAGGGACAUUACAUCACCUUUGACGGUUUUCAGUACUCCUUCCCUGGGCUUUGUCAGUACGUCCUGGUGCAGGACCAGUGUGGAGGAGACGAGGGGUCAUUCAGGGUGCUUGUGGAGAAUGAGGCCUGUGGGGUCAUAGGUCAUCGCUGUGCUAAAGCUGUUACAGUCUACUACCAGGGAGGACUCAUAACUAUGGAACACGGACAGGUGAGGAUGAAGAAUCCAGUGAUGAAGGGUGUUGAGGUGGAGAUCAUUCGUUCUGGUCAGUUCUUCAUCCUGCUGCUGGGGAAACACAUCUCUAUCAGCUGGGACCUGGGGACCCGCCUGCUGGUACACAUCUCCUCACAGUACAGGGAGCGUGUGUGUGGUCUGUGUGGCAACUAUGAUGGAAACGUAAACAACGACCUUCUAAGCAGCAACAACCAGCUGGAGGUCGACUCCACCCACUUUGGAAACUCCUGGAAGGUUAAACCCAGCUGUGCCGAUGCAACAAAGCUACCUCCUCCCUGCAGUGAUAACAUAGUGAGAUUGGUGACUGUGGAACAGUCCUGUCGUGUUCUAACCAGUGACCUCUUCAGAGCCUGCAACAGUCUGGUGGACCCAGAGCCCUAUGUAGAGAUGUGUGUGGAGGCGGCGUGCUCCUGUCCAUCCGUCGGAGACUGUAUGUGUUUCUGUGAUAUCAUCGCUGCAUACUCCCAGGCCUGCUCCGAGGUGGGCGUGGCUGUCAGCUGGAGGUCUAAUGAGUUGUGCCCUCUGAGCUGCGAGGAGCUGAACACUGCAGCGGAGGGUUUGGGGGAGCUAUGCCAGUGGAGGUACAACACAUGUGGCUCUGCCUGUCCAAUCACCUGUCAGCACUCACAGCCCCUCCCCUGCCCAUUCACCUGUAUCGAGGGCUGCCACGCUACCUGCCCCCCAGGUCAGAUAUUGGAUGAGGUUUCCAUGCAGUGUGUUGAACCCGCCCAAUGCCACAUAUGUUACCAUGACGGAGAGAGGAUCUCCCAUGGUAACAAGGUCAUCCUGAACCAUGACGACCCCCAGCAUUGUCAGAUAUGCCACUGUGAAAACAACACUCUGAGCUGUGAGGUUUGUGCUCCUCUGGACACCGUAACUUCGUACACUACCCUUGCUGGUCUGACCACACCCACCGCCCAGCCUGUCUCGACAGUGAUGCCGGAGGGGUCAUGUGACCGGGCCAUGGACCUGGCCUUCCUAUUAGAUGGCUCGGCAGCGCUCAGCGAGGAGGACUUCCUGUCCGUCAAACAGUUCAUCCUAUCAGUGGUGGACAGGUUCAGGAUGGGCUCUGCCCACACCAGGGCUACGGUCCUGCUGUAUCACUCUGGAGUCAAGACCUACGACAUGCAGGUUCAGAAGUGGUUGUUUAAGAAGACAGUGCGUGAGCUGCACUACAGUGGUGGUGAUGCUGCGUUUCUAGACGAGGCGGUGAAGUAUCUGGCAAUCAACAUCUAUGACAAGAACAAGCGAGAACAUGCCGGCCGCGUCGCUAUCAUCCUCACCGCCAGCGCCAAUCCCCGGCCUCUCCGCGCCACCGUCAAGCUUCUUCGGAAGAAAGACAUUACCACCCUGACGCUGGCGCUGGGUCCGGAGGCUAGCAUGACACAGGUUAAUGACAUCACGAAAGCCAAGCCUGAUAACAGGGCUUACCAGCUGAACAGCGUGUCUGAGCUGCCGGACAACUUUAUGGAGGUCACUGACUACCUCUGUACCCUGGGGCUGGAGCCGGAGACCCCCAAGUCCCCGCCCGCCAAGCCUGGCAUGGCUAAACUUAGCCUUGGUACCACCACCACCACACAGCCUCCACUGCUGGAGACCAUCCCCACCCUGACCUCCACCCUGUCCCAACACCUCCCCAACCCCAUACAGCCUACUGGCAUGGCCCCCACAACUACUUCUCCCUCUCCUUCAUCUCUCUCCUCCUCUUCCUCCCCCUCUUCCUCUCCUCCCUCUAAAUACGUGACAUUUAUCCUGGAAGGUUCUGACUCGGUUGGGGAGGUGGGAUUUAACGCCUCUCUCCUCUUUCUGGAGGAAGUGAUAUCACAGCUGGCAGAGGAAGGGGAGGAGUCCGUGCGUGUUACAGUCAUACAAUACUCGGAAACGGUCACCGUGGAGAUAACGCGCUGGGAAAUACAAUGGCAGAGAACCAAGUUUCUAAGAAGACUGCGGGAGAUCCGCUGGAGGGGUGGGGACAAGACCAACACGGGUGCAGCAAUUGGCCAGAUCUACCAGGAAGUGACUACUGAUAGGCCCUCCUCCACCCCUACCUCCCCCCAGCUAGUCUUCCUGGUGACAGAGAACCCCCCCACCGACGUGAUCACGCGCCCCCCCUCCUCCCACACACACACCCGGGUGUAUCCCAUCGGGGUAGGGCCGAAGGUUAGAGAGGUGGACCUGAUGCCUCUCAGCUCCCCACAGCGCCCCCUCAUGGUGGAGGACUAUACCAGCCUUACCUCUCUGGUUACCACUGUGGUUAAUAUCACCAGAAACUCCCUCUCUCCUCGCUCCCCCACCCUGCCUCCCCACGACUCACCCCCCACACUGGCCCCCAGAGCCACCCUGCCUCCCUCAGUGCCAUGCAGGAAGCCGAUGGAUGUCCUGUUCCUGCUGAGAGGCGGGAAUAGGGCGGGGCCAGAGACUGACGGGCAGCCAGAGGGCGGGACAGAAUUUGAGGACAUGAAGACGUUUGUCAAAGCCUUCGUCAACAGCGCUGAUAUCGGUCGGAACGAGACGCAGGUGGGUGUGGUUACAUACGGAGAGACCAGUAGUGUGGGCGUGGCCUGGAGAGAGGAGCAGGACAGGACACACCUGCUGACCCUGGUGGACCAGCUGACCAGUCCGAUACACACACACACCGCACUGGGUGCUGCGUUGCGAUUUGCCGUCCAAACAUCCAUCUCUCCGUCUAGUGGGGGCAGAGCGGGUGUGGCCAAGGUGGUGGUUAUGCUGGUGAUUGACAGGUCGACUGACCAACUACAGGAGGCAACUAACGAGGCGCUGACCGCAGGCGUGUCAGUUUUCCCCAUCGGCAUCGGGCCCGGUUACGACAGAGCUGAACUGAGCCUGCUUGGUUCCCAUGGCGACCAGGACAACACACUCCACCUUAACAGCAUGGAGGAGCUGAUGAUGCUGUUAACACUGGACAAGAGCUACACAGACAAACUCUGUAGAGCUGGUCCUCCUGGAGUGUGUGUCGAUGAUGAUGGGAACGAGAGGAAGCCUGGUGAGUCGUGGCUGCUUCCUGACGGAUGUCAUUCGGUGCUGUGCCACCCAAGCGGAGCCGUAACUGUUCAGAGCCACAAGGUGAAUUGUGAUCGACUGGAGCCCCCAGCCUGCAGCAACCACAUGAGUCCUCUCAGAGUUCAAGACAACUGUGGCUGCCACUGGGACUGCCCCUGUGUCUGUAUGGGCAGCUCCACCAACCACGUGGUGAGGUUUGAUGGCGUGGCUCUAAGGCUGGAAGGGGAGGGGCUAUGUUCCUACACCCUGCUAACGGUUGCCGGGGACGCGGGAGGUUCAGAGAUCACGCUGCACAGCGGAACCUGCCAGGGGUCAUCCAAUCAGAAUGAAGUCUGCAUGAAGGUCAUGGAAUUUACACAUGGGCAGAGCACACUACUGCUGAAAGACGACAUGACGGUGACAGUAGAUGGAGCCCCUGUCUCCCUCCCAUUCCGCUCCAGUCUGGUGGAGGUGAUGCGCUACGGAGGAGUGAUGUUUCAGCUGAGAUCCGUGGAACACGGCUACAUCCUGGCAUUUACCCCUCAGAAAAACGAGUUCACCAUCACACUCACCUCCUCCUCUACCAACCACACCUCUGGACUCUGUGGGUGGUGUGGCGAGAAGAGGGUUAAUUAUCUCUCUCUGAGGAAUGGCAGUUCGACUUCUGACUCAGCUCUUCUCGUCUCCGAUUGGAUGGUAUCGAGCGGCGACGGUGUGUGUGUCCCACGCCAUGCCCCAGUGUGUGUGUACGGAGCAGCGAGGGCGUGUGAGGUGCUGCGCUCCGAGGUGUUCUCCUCCUGUCACACACAUGUUCCCAUCACGCCUUUCAUUAUGCGCUGCCAACAGGAAGCCUGUCAGGAGACAGACGUCUGUGAUGUAAUUUCCUCCUACGCACAUCUCUGCCGACAGAGAGGACUCUGUGUCCACUGGAGAAGCACAAACCUCUGCCCCAUGCAGUGCCCCAGCUCCAUGGAGUAUGAUGCAUGUAGGACCGGGUGUGUGGAGGACUGCAGCAGCAUUGGCCUGUCGCCUGGCAACUCGGGGGUUCUUAGUGGUAACGGGAGUGUGUGUAUCACCAAGCCAACAGAAGGGUGUUUUUGUCCAGGGAACAUGGUGCCUCUGGGGGGAAAGUGUGUGUCACCUGACGCCUGCAACCAGUGUGUCGACCAGCACGGACACACACACCCGUAUCUACAGAGCUGGGUGCCAGAGGAGAACACGUGUCUGAUUUGUAUGUGUCUGGAUCGUCAACAUAUCAACUGCACUGCUCGCCCCUGCAUUGAUCAUAAAGCUCCAGCGUGUGGACCCUGUGAGGUUCUGAGGGAGAAGAGGGAGUCCAAGUGUUGUCCGGAAUACGAGUGUGUGUGUGACCUGGUGAGUUGCCAGCUGCCGGAGGUUCCUCGCUGUGAAGACGGUCUGACUGUGGUGCUGACUAACCCUGGAGAGUGUCAACCCAUUCAUCACUGUGCCUGUAAGAAAGAGGAGUGUUCUCUCCAGGUUCCACCUGCUUGUUCCACCAACCGCCGGCUGUCCGUUAAACAGACGCAGUGCUGUGAUUCGUACCAGUGUGUGUGUGACUGUCAUAACACCACCCACUCCUGUCCUCCUGGAUUCAUCACCUCCUCCUCCACCAAUGACUGUGGCUGCACCGAGACCGCCUGCCUGCCUGACCAGGUGUGUGUGGUAGGAGGCGUGGUCUACCGUGUGGGGAGCCAAUGGGAAGAGGGCUGUGAGAAAUGCAGCUGCACCCAUCAACAGGACACACACACUAACCUGCACAUCGCUCAGUGUGUCCCACCUGUCUGUGACCACUCCUGUCCUCUGGGCUCAGUGUACCAGCGGUCGGACAGUGAGUGUUGUGGGAGCUGCAGGAAGACCAGUUGUGUGGAGACAGAUGGACAGACACCUGGAGACUCACAGACAGACGGACGACUCAGAGAGUUGGGGGAGGUGUGGCGGUCUGCGGAGGAUGUGUGUGUGGAGCGUCAGUGUGUGUUGGUGGGAGAGCGAGAGGUUUUCAUCACCCACUCCAACGUCAGCUGUCCGUCACUAGACCCCCCCUCCUGUCCCCUGGGAAGCGAGCUACGCUGUGACACAUCCGACUGCUGCCCACGCUGCCACUGUGCUCCUCAAGAUGCCUGUGUCCUCAACCACACUGUGAUAGGAGCGGAGGAGAGUCUGAUGGUGGAUCUCUGUACUCACUGCACGUGUUCAGUGGAGGAAGGAGCCGUUCGAAGAUACAAGCUGUCCUGUCGACGCAUCAGCUGUCCUACCUGCCCUGAGGGCUAUACUCUAGAAGAGGUGCCAGAGUCGUGUUGUGGUCGCUGUGUUGCCACUGCCUGCACCAUCCAACGACCUGACGGACACUUCAUCACUGUCAAGGUCAACAGUAGUCUAAAUGAAGGCUGUAGUCAGUACUCCUGUGGUGUCAACAGUAAAGGAGAUCUGGUUCUCCAGACCAGAGUGACCACCUGCCCUCCUCUCGACCGCCAACUCUGUCUGGACCAGGGGGGGAAGAUCAGCCAGAUAGGAACCAGCUGCUGUGAGAUGUGUACAGAGCCAGAGUGUAGGAAGACAGUGGGAACACUCAACUACAUCAAAGUGGACGACUGUCAGUCACAACAACAGAUAGAACUACACUACUGUGAGGGGAAGUGUCGUAGUAAGAGUGUAUAUUCCCUAGAGACUAACGCUGUGGAGAGGGAGUGUGUGUGUUGCGCUUCUGUGGCGACAAAGCCUCUGAGCGUUCCACUGCUGUGUUCUAAUGGAACACUGACACAUCACAACGUUCUGUCUGUCACCGCCUGCGACUGUCUGGCCCAGCACUGCACUUAGAGAGAGAACUGAAUAAAAUUGAGAGAGACAGUGUGUGUGUGUGUGUGUGUGUGUGUGUACCCUGAUAAACAUGUACUCAAAUAAACAAUUUGGAUAUUCUCA
This is a messenger RNA of Salmo salar (Atlantic salmon), 8937 nucleotides long. RefSeq names its product von Willebrand factor (gene vwf). NCBI's taxonomy places the organism in Eukaryota, Metazoa, Chordata, Actinopteri, Salmoniformes, Salmonidae. Gene Ontology annotation, cellular component: extracellular matrix. Gene Ontology annotation, molecular function: protein binding. Gene Ontology annotation, biological process: blood coagulation; cell-substrate adhesion. The record is from RefSeq and is a predicted model, not a curated record.